GACGUUGCAUUCCUUGGUGCAAAUUUUAAAAAUAAUUUCAAACACAUUCAUUUUAAUUGUAUUUAUCAUAAUGGUGUGGUAUUAGAUUGCUAGCUGAGCUUGUUCAACGCAGAUCGAGGGUCAUGCUAACCAAGGUGACUGGAAGAAACCAAAGAGGUAAUUAUCUAUAAAGUAAUAAUUUCAGAAGUUGCAUAAUAUUCCUAGUAGUCUCAACAAAAUGGGAAAGGAUCUUUUGUGCUCCGUCGUCGAGGUUGAGCGGUUCCUUAAGGAUCAUGAUGCUGACCCAAGCAUCACUGAAGCGUUCAAGAAGGUUAAAUAUGCGGUCUAUGAUACACAAAUUAAAAGUAUGGGCUUGCAGGCAUGUAAAUUAUCGUCAUCCCAGAGUAGUGCGCAAUGGAAGAACAGUAAAGCUGAGGAUGUUUUUUCAUCACUUGUGCGCAACUUGUUUUGUGGAUGCAUUCACAAUGCUGAUGGUAUUGUGCAUGAUGAUGAUACUUUAUUAUCAUGCUCAUCAUCUAGCGAAUGUAAGUAUACAGAGGAAGUAUCUGAAAAUGGAAAUCAAAUCACACCCCGGAAGGGUUGGUUGAUCAGUGGUAGCAGACGUGAUAAAAAUAUUAAUUACGAUAGCGACGAAGAAUGCGCCAAAUAUAUGGCACAAUUGGGUAAAAAUUGGAAUAUGGAUUUUUUUGCCAUGUCGAACUUUAAAUUCGUUUUGCGUAGUGGACCUGUCGUCGCAGUUGGACAUCAGCUGAUUGACCCUGUGGGAGAUAAAAUUCACCCAGAUUUCAAUAAGUUGAUUACACCGGUUUUGAACUCGAUACAAGAUGUUUACCUACCCAACCCUUACCACAAUGCUCUACAUGGCGCGUGCGUUGCCCAUAUGUCUUGCGUCUUGCUAAAGGCAUUAUCGCUUGAGCAAUAUUUGACACCACUUGAACAGUUCGCUUACUUAAUCGCUGCUUUGGGUCAUGAUGCAGGUCAUCCAGGGAAAACAAAUGCAUUUUUAAGAUCUACACAGAACCCGCUGGCUUUGAUUUAUAACGAUGCAAGCAUAUUGGAGAAUUAUCAUGCUUCACUUGUUUGUCACAUUAUUCGUGCCAAAGAAGACUUCUUUGGUCUCUUCAAUCAGCAAGAUUGGGAGAUUAUUAGAAAAAGAAUCAUCCAAUUGGUACUAGCCACUGAUAUGAUGACUCAUUUUACUCAUGUUAACAAUGUAAAGGAGCGCAGAUUAAGUGGAACUUUUGAUUACGUUAACAACCCAGAGGAUUUGUGGUUCUGUUUGGUGCUUUUAGUCAAGACGGCUGAUAUUGGUCACAACUUCCUACCUUGGUGUGAGCAUCUGCCAUGGACAAAUGCACUUUUCGACGAAUUUCACAUGCAAGGAGAUGAAGAAAGGUUGUUAUCUCUCCCAUUACUUUUGUUUUUUGACCGUACUCGUUCUGCUGAUAUCCCUGAUUCACAAUUGGGAUUCUUCCAGGGAUUUACGUCCCCAUUGAUAGAUGAGCUAACAUUUAUAAAUACAAACUCUACCUAUCUCAAUGACUUCCUUAAUGCAAAUGCCCAUGACAAUCUGGAGCAUUGGAAGAAGAACAGUAAGAGGCAACUCGUUGAAAUCGUGAUUGAUCUCGAGAAAUCCGAGGAGGUGUUUGAAAUAAAGGACGCCACAGUCAUGUAAUAGGCUUUAGCAAAUAUGAAUUGGAUAUUUGCAAAUGUAUGGCCUUUUAGUAGAUUGCGACGCUUAUAGUUCUAAAUUAACUAUAUAGUCAUGUAUCUCCAAUGCUGCAAUCUGAUUUUUCUUAAUCAUUGAUUCUA
This is a messenger RNA of Babesia bovis T2Bo, 1812 nucleotides long. Its product is annotated as 3'5'-cyclic nucleotide phosphodiesterase family protein. Gene Ontology annotation, biological process: signal transduction. The coding region runs from base 218 to 1675 and encodes 485 amino acids. The transcript is spliced from 2 exons. The record is from RefSeq and is a predicted model, not a curated record. Lineage: Eukaryota; Apicomplexa; Aconoidasida; Piroplasmida; Babesiidae. Gene Ontology annotation, molecular function: 3',5'-cyclic-nucleotide phosphodiesterase activity.